Molecule: messenger RNA, 3779 nt
Organism: Magallana angulata
Lineage: Eukaryota; Metazoa; Mollusca; Bivalvia; Ostreida; Ostreidae
Exons: 1
Coding region: 1037-1597 (186 amino acids)
Source: RefSeq, a predicted model, not a curated record
UAUACAACUUAGAUCAAAAUUGGCAAAACUCAAUUUUAUAAACCAGAAAGUUAAAAUGGUAUUACAUAAAACUUGUAUAAAGCAUUAAUGAAUCCUGUUUAAAAUGAAGUUUGUUUAAGGCUAUAAAUUGCUGAUUUUUAAAAAAAUUAUUUUAAUUUAGAUUUAUUUUAACACUUUGGUAGCAAAGGAGGAUUUUUUUAAGUUAUUGAAGCCAUGGUGUGUGUGUGUGUCCACAUUCUGUACCUAGGAUUUUUUCAGCUUUCAUUCAGCACUCAUACCUAAAUAGUACCUCUUAUUCACUUUUUUAAGGUCUCUUAUUUCAGAGGAAAUUUCUAGAUAAGAUGUGUAAAAAUUUCUAUACUGUGGAUUAUUUGAGAUCUAGAUCCUUUCAUUGCUAAUGAUAAUCAUUAAAAAUCAUUUUAUGAAUUCAGGCAAGACUAGCUACAUUGUAGCCUUCAAAUACAGCAUUAUUUUCGUUUUUUUUUCAAAAAUUUAAAAUGGCACUUUAUACAAAACUGUUUCCUUGCUACCUUAAAACUAGGAGAACAGUGAGUGACUCUAAAAAGAUGAUGUAAAAGUAUUAAAAAACAAGAUUUUGAAGGACUGUCCAAGAAGGACUUAUUGUUGCCGACCAGUAUUCCUUUCUCAAAAUGACUACAUGUUUGUGAAAAUUAUAUUUUCUAUUCUAUACCUUCCAUUUGCAAAUAAUGAAUUACACAUAUAAUCCUCUGUUCACAGAAUUUGGAUUAUAAUUCAGACUAAAAUAAAAUUCUAAUAUUGAGUUGAAACUAUAAGGAAAUAUAAAAAUUACUGCAACUCAAACUAGCAUGAAAAUUGUCAGAGAUAUGUAAAGAAUGGAGUCCUACCCUCAAGAAAGGUAAGUGUUUUCAAUUAUCUCCAAAUUUGCUUUUAAAAUACAGAAACUGCAAUUACAUUAUCUAUUUGAUAAUAUAAGUAACGAAAAUAAGAAACAAAAUAGCAUUUUCAAUGCCAGUGUAUUUGAUUAAAAAAUGACAGAUGUGAGGGACUCUAGCACAUGUCAGAGUCAGUGUUUGUGGGACUGUGUGAGAUAGUUGGAACCUCACAACAGGUGGCCCUGAGGAGGGAGACAUGGGACAUCAGGGAGAUGGUGGACAGACGAGUGACACCUAAUGAUGGGAUCAUUCCGAUGAUGAGUGGAAGUAUGAGAGAAGGUUUCAGACUGAAAGGAUCAGAUGUGGACAUUAUGUUCUGGUUCAACGACCACCGAGUGAUUUUGGACAUGUCUCAGUCUGAGUAUUACAACACAGCCAAUACAACCUUGAUUCUCUCUGACAGUUCUGGGAGUCCACCAGGAUUCACUUUACUUCAGUUACUGGCACCAUCAAGAUACAGAGAAGUCCAAUCAGCAUUAGUUAGAAUGAAUGGCAUAGUCUAUAUAUCUAGUUCUAUAUACAGACAGUUAACUUGUUCAACAAUAGUUCCUAAUUCUUCUGUACAUGGACCCUGCGGUAGUGGUAAUAUAGCAGGGAGACUAGAAUAUGACACUGCCUCCUGUUUUGUUUGUGACUUUUGGCCUCCGUCUGCCUCCUUAUGGAUAGAUAGAUGUCACUCUUAGCCUGGCCCUGAAGUUGUUAAUGACAUUGUCAGAAAUGGAUGCCACUUUGUAGCAAUAGGACACCCAUUAGCCCCCCCAUACAACCGACGAAUGGAGAAUUUCUUUUUCACAAGCAGAAUAUAAACUAGUUUAUUCAAUGAACCACUGCCAAUUUUUGAUCUAUGGGUUGUUAAAACUUGUUUUAAAAGAAGUUUUUAAUCAACAAUCUGAUUCAGAAGAAACCAAUAAACUGUUGUGUUCCUAUCAUAUGAAGACAACAGUAUUUUGGGCCAUUCAACAAAACACACUUCUGCACUGGUGUCCACAAAAUCUCCUGGCCAAUUUCUGGGUCUGUUUUAAACUCCUCCUUAGAUGGGUGUAUGAGGGGAUCUGUCAUAACUUUUUCAUCCCUCAAGGCAACCUGUUUCUGACAAAGGUCCAUGGCUCAGCACAAAACAGAUUGUUCCUACAGUUACAUGAAUUGUACAAGAAAGGCCUGGCCUGUCUGUUACAGAGUUCCUCUAUCAGGUCCUACAUCAUUGAUGUUAUGUAUAAUCCUAGAGCUCUUAUUUGUACAGAUGAGAAUAUUUUGAGGUCUGAAGGGAGAAAAAGGAAAAUAAACAGAAUUUUUUUGUACCUGGUAAGUCUUUAGUUCAUGCACGCUGAACUUUUGAUAUCAUUAGAAUUGCAACCAGUGGUGCUUAUUAGAAUGUACUAUUUAGAACCGACAUUUUUCUGGGUUUACCAUUGAACCCCAUAUGGGUCAAUAAACCUCAAACCAAACCUAUAGCGAACUUUUAUAGGUCUGUAACUCCAGAAUAGCUUCAACAAAUUGUUUCAACUGACACUUGUCCAAUCUGAUUGUAGUAGGCGGAGUUAAGACAUAAAUAUAUAUAAACAACAUUUACCUACCAGUAAAAUAAGAGUAUUUUGUAAGGAAAAUGUUUAUUUCCAAUUUGCAAUCCCUAAAUGUUGUGCACACACAGUCAUUAAGGAGGUGGUAUUUCAUUGAUGCUGGCAAAGCAAUCCAGCGAGCUAUAGCGCAGCCAUAUCGCAUGGGUGUUUCAGCGGCAUGUCUUUGAUGCCUGUGAAUUUAGCAGCGGCUCACAAAAACAAGACUGUCACCAUAAAAUUGACAGUACUUUGAGUAGCUGUGUCCAAAACUUAUUUAGAAAUGAAAUAAUUGUAGCAUUUUUUUUUGUUACUGACAUGCAGUUAUACAAAUCAAAUACAUGUAUCUUGUUUGGACUUUUUUUCUUUAGGUUCCUCUUAUUUACCACAAAUUUGCUUUUUAAACACAUUUUUUCCUUGGUCAUUUGAAAUUCUUGAAAUUUGCUGUUACUGAGUUUUGCCUUGAAUUAUUGUAAAACAAAUUUUGUCAAGCAAAAAUUUAAACCAUGUAGAUCUUGGAAUGGGUCAAAUUGUGCCAUGUGUUUGUUUCCUUGGUGAUUAUGUGUAUUUUGUAAUUUCUACUAAUUGUAUAUAGUGCCUGAUGUAUUGUUUCAGUGAAAAAUUGAAUUGACUUAAUAAGUCGAAAAGUUAUAGAGUGUCCAGAAAUGUAUUUAUUGAAUAAAUCAACAGUUUGUGAAGAGAUUUGAUUAUUUUAUUUUACAUCUACUGAGUAUGAUUCCCUCUAUUUCUUAUGGAAAUUUAUUGUUUAUUCAUAGCUCUAUACUAGAAACAAACAGGACUGAAAUAUUCAUGCCCCGUUUAUCAAUUGGUCAAAACCUAAAACGAACCUAUGAAAAAUCACUGAGUGCAAGAAAUAAUCAUGAUGAUGCCAGACUCAAAUUCCCAAAGGAGACGAUUUGGUUCUUUUAGCUAACGUACCCAUGUACAACAACAGUAAUUAAGUUGAAUUUGGUUACUUUUCAUAAUCAUUUUAUUAAUUUGUUAAAAGAAAGAUAUAAAUGUAAACAAUAAAAAAGCUUUCUUUGAUGGUUCACUCGGGUUAUGAAAGUAGCAUCAUUGCAGAACAAAUUUACAUAUUAACCUGCAUAAACAGGUUAUGUACGAGGGUCAAUCAAAAAAUACGAAGACAAUGUGGCUGUCCAUCAUACAUUUUUCAUGAAAGUCAUACGUAACAGAUUAAUCUGUGCACCUACACUUAUGUUAUUGAUAUGCGAAGUUUUAGUCCAUUUGAUGAAACGGUAUUUUUGUUACCCCUUUUUAAAAACAACAUGUUUAGUCACCACGGCGCACA